Molecule: messenger RNA, 351 nt
Organism: Besnoitia besnoiti
Lineage: Eukaryota; Apicomplexa; Conoidasida; Eucoccidiorida; Sarcocystidae
Exons: 1
Coding region: 1-351 (116 amino acids)
Source: RefSeq, a predicted model, not a curated record
AUGCAGACGGCGGGUACGGAGUGCUCACGCCGCACCACAACCAUAGAUCAGGCCACUCCACCACAUCCCACAAGCGUGCCUGUGUACAGUCUCCGGAGCAGUCACUGGCACGAUUCGAGAACGUUGGACCACGAGACGACAGCUCACUUUGUUUGGCUUGGCACCGCUCGCACGGCAGACGAAGGUAUGGAUGGACCAUCGGGCAGCGAUGGCACAGCGGCAGAUCUGCGCAGUGCGGAAAAAGACAUCAAGCAGGUCCCGACAGACUACCGAGCGCGCGCACUCGAGCUGCACCUUUCAGGCGGCGACUCAGAUGUGCACGGUAGAGCGGCGAAAGACUACGCCUCGUAG